AUGCCCAUCAUAGCACAUUCAGCUGCAGCAGUAUUUGCAUCACCAGAGGUGCAUAGGCGGAAUCUGGAAGAGAGUGAGAGGGCAGUCAGCUCAAUCACUUGCGUCCUUUGUUUGUUUCUGACAGACAGCAUGCAUCAAUGUAGAGGGAAUCCAGCUUCCGGGCAAAAGCCGCCCGUUGUCCUGCUCGCUUCAGUGUUACUGGACCUCACAGCGGCCACUCAGGUUAACAGCAAUCUAUCUACAGAACUGUUUAAACAUUUGUUUAGCCGACCCAUCCACAGUCACAGUAUGGAGCACUUAUCUACAUUGUGUGACUCAUUGCGUGCAACGGGUAGUCACACGAAUCGAUCGAAACUCAUUGCUGAUUUUCUACGGAAUUUAGGUAGUUUUGAACAUGUGGCUUCCUUUAGUAGCAUUUCUGGUGUAGAUGGUUCACAGAAUGACAUAUAUAUUCUAUUUCGGCUGCUACUACCAAAGGAGACGAAGCUUGUGUAUAACCUCAAGGAUAAGCAACUUAUUAACUUGUUCAGUGAACUUUUCGAGGCGGAUAAAGACGCUAUGCUGAAGGAUUUGGAACAAGCGGAAGACGCAGCAACUACGAUUGGCACGUUUUUUGCGAAAAGCGAUGCUGUUUCACCUGCCUCCAAAAGUUCACUCUCGCUUACUGAGGUAGACCAAUUCCUCCAGGAUCUUGCGAGUGCGACCAAGGAUGUCGACAGACUUCCACUUUUGAAAAAGAUUGUGAAGCGAUGUACUGUCAAAGAUUUGGUGUUGCUUGUGCGUAUCAUACGUCAGGAUCUUCGUAUCAAUGCUGGGUGCAAGCAGAUACUGGAUGGUCUUCAUCCUCAAGCUUACGGUGCGUUCCAAGCUUCACGUGAUCUAAAGGCUGUGAUUAGCAAGGUUCUAGCUGCUACGGGAACUACAGGCAACACACAGACCGCCGGAGCAAAGAAGCUUUCAAUGAAACGCAGCGUGAGCACUGGCAUUCGGUUGAUGACGCCGAUAAAGCCAAUGCUAGCAGAGGCUUGCCGUUCUGCUGCACAGGCCUUAGCCAAAGCAGAGCCAGGUGGAGAGCUCUUCGCUGAGAUCAAAUACGACGGAGAACGUGUGCAAAUUCACAAAGAUGGAGACAAAUUCGCUUUCUUUUCUAGGAGUCUCAAGGCCGUUCCGACCAACAAGGUUUCUCACGUGGAGCCUUACAUUCCCCAAGCGUUCGCUCGGGCCAAGCAGCUGGUUAUUGACUGCGAAAUUUUGUUGCUGGACACGAAAACCAACAAACCCCUUCCGUUCGGUUCACUAGGCGUACAUAAGCGAGCCGCUUUCAAAGAUGCCACUGUAUGCAUUUUCGUAUUCGACUGUCUGUAUCUGAAUGGGGAGUCUUUGAUUCAUAAACCCAUUUCCUCCCGUCGAAGUGUCUUGGAACAAUACUUCUGCGAGGUACCCCACCGAGUCCUGCUGUCUGAGAGACACGUAAUCCAAACCCAUUUCCUCCCGUCGAAGUGUCUUGGAACAAUACUUCUGCGAGGUACCCCACCGAGUCCUGCUGAUAUUCCAUCUCUCAACAUACUCAUGGCUCGUGUGUUUUCGGAAAAUUUGGAAGGAUUGGUACUGAAGCCGUCCCAUAGUACUUACGAACCUGGAAAGCGACACUGGUUGAAAAUCAAACGAGACUAUUUGGCCGAGGGAUCGAUGGCCGAUUCGGUCGAUUUGAUCGUAUUGGGAGCGUACUAUGGGACCGGUAACAAAGCUGGACUCAUGUCGGUUUUCUUGAUGGGCGCGUACGACCCUGCAUCCAAGCAGUUCACCACAGUAACAAAAUGCGGCAAUGGAUUCACCGACGAAAUGUUACAGACGCUUCAAAAGAAACUUAAGAUGAAGAGGAUUACACAGUCCGAUGUUCCAUCCUGGCUGAACGUUUCCAAGUCAUUGAUUCCGGAUUUCGUUGUUGAAGACCCGAAGUCUGCUCCAGUUUGGGAGAUAACCGGUGCUGAAUUUUCUCGAGCCAGUACCCACACCGCUGGUCUAUCGAGCGGUGAAACUCAGGGAAUUUCAAUUCGGUUUCCACGGUUUACAAAAGCACGCCCUGACAAAACUUGGCAACAGGCGACCAAUGUGAGUGAACUCCAGCGAUUGGUAGCCGAAUCCGGAAAGCGCUCCGAUUGGCUGGAUAUUUUGAACGAUGCCGCUGAUGUGUCCGUGAUAAAAAAGAACACGGGAAAGCGUGUAGCCAUGUCUGGUUCUGGAUCAAAUUUGGAUCCGAAACCACGGAAGCUACCUCGGGAGGAGGGUACUGACACCACAAAAUAUUCCAAGAUCAAACCUUGUCAUCUCCGUCCUCUGUUCAAUGGAUUGGUUUUUCAAGUCGCCGAUAACACCGAUUUCGACCAAACUGAACUGAACGCGACCCUUCGACAACUGGUGGCCGGCGGCGCAGAGCUCAAAGGAGCGGUCGGGUCUUCGUUUGCUUCAUUGCUCAGCAACGAAGAAGCCACUCACCUUUUAGUUCCUCCCCGUGGUAACCACACUCCAUCCAGCUUGAUUCAAGUUACGCCCGACGAAGUUAAAAAGAGCCUGUCAGCUGGCCGUCUAUUAUUUUGAACACAUGGCUGUGUUAUAUCCCCAAAUGCUGCGUCAUCUCCGAAUUUCUUUACCUCUUUUAGUCGCCACAACUUGUGAUUGCUCUGUUUGGUACAAUUCCACCUUCCUUUCUGAUAUUCAAGCGUAUUUUUUGCCUUGAAAUGCAACCUUAUUCUUUCACGAGUGUAUAAAACGAAUGUUGUUCAAAC
Molecule: messenger RNA, 2786 nt
Organism: Opisthorchis viverrini
Lineage: Eukaryota; Metazoa; Platyhelminthes; Trematoda; Opisthorchiida; Opisthorchiidae
Exons: 16
Coding region: 1-2598 (865 amino acids)
Biological process (GO): mitochondrial DNA repair; double-strand break repair via alternative nonhomologous end joining; DNA recombination
Cellular component (GO): DNA ligase III-XRCC1 complex
Molecular function (GO): DNA ligase (ATP) activity; ATP binding; DNA binding
Source: RefSeq, a predicted model, not a curated record